UCUUUUCAAAUACCAAUAGGCUCUUAAUUAAUAACAUUCUCGUUCUUGUUCUCCUCCCCCUCCUUUAUGAUCAUGUUUAGAACAGCCAGUCUCCUAUUUUCUGUUCACACAGUUUCUCUUCUUUUUCUUCAGCUUUCAAGUCGUUUGCAAACUUCCUGGGCUACUUCCGAAUGUACUCCUUCUUGUGGCAACAUUAAGAUAAGCUCUCCAUUUCGUUUACAAGGAGAUCCUGGACAGUGCGGCAACAAGAGCUAUGAGAUAUCUUGUGAGGCAGACGGUACCAGUCAAUCUCAUCAGGCCAUAUUAUACUUGUUUUCAGGAAAAUAUUACGUACAGGCAAUCAAUUACAAUAACUACACGAUCCGACUCGUGGAUGCUGGUGUUCACAAGACCAAGGGCAACCACUUCUCCAACCCAGUUUACUCUUUAAGCGUCUUCAACUUUACUAGUAGUUCUGUUGAUCCUUAUGUCAUCAAAUAUACUAGUUCUUAUGAUCCUUACUUCUUAUCCUACCCAUAUCGUGUGUAUCCAGAACCUUUUCAAUACGGUGGUGGGGAUCCAUUAACAGUGUCUCUAAUUUUCCUGAGCUGCACAAAUCAAAUGAAUCAUUCCGAUCUCUUUGUUGAAACAGCUCCAUGCAUCAAGAAUACCGGCAUCCACUCUUCCUCUGAUGCAUCCCUGUCCACAGUGUAUUCUUAUUUCAUGCUUGGGCGCUUGAAUGAUGAUGGCUCCCCAGAAGAUUUGAGUCCGGCUGAAUGGGGGUUGUCCUGCAAAAUAACACUCAUGGCUCGUGUGUCCCCCCCUCCCACUCCCACUGACAAGUACAGCAAGUCGUGUCAAGGCAUAUAUAAACAACUAGCAUAUGGCUUUCAACUCUCAUGGGUUCGUUAUGGGUGUAGAGAAAACUGCGGACCACAUAACAUCUGUAUGUUGACCCACGACAACAUUACCAGAUUUGAGUGCUACAAAGGUGACGGUCAGUUCGUGGAGAUCAUCAGAUCCAUAAUCCAUAAAUUGGUGCCAUAUCCUGUACGUGCUGCUUUCGACUACGUGAUGCUUGGGCCUUACAAGCUGCUUACCUUAUUUGUGGUCUUUUACGGCGGAAUAUUCGCAGCAGCAAAACUUUCAAUUGGCUUUCCAUUUGUAAUUGCAAUACUAAUAUACAAAUGGCGAAGGAGGCACUUGUCAAUGUAUGACAAUAUUGAAGACUUUCUGCAGAGUAACAGUAAUCUCAUGCCGGUAAGGUACUCUUACUCAGAAAUCAAAAAGAUGGCUAGCGGAUUCAAGGACAAAUUGGGUGAAGGAGGCUUUGGCACCGUGUACAAGGCAAAACUCUGCAGUGGUCGCCUUGUGGCCAUCAAGAUUUUGAGUAAGUCGAAAACUAAUGGGCAAGAUUUUAUCAAUGAGGUUGCUACUAUCGGAAGGAUUCACCAUGUUAAUGUGGUGCGACUUAUAGGCUUCUGUGUUGACCGUUCAAACCGUGCACUUGUUUAUGAUUUCAUGUCAAAUGGCUCUCUUGACAAGUACAUUUUUUCUCAGCAAGGUGCUAUCUCCUUAAGCUGUGAGAAAAUAUUUGAGAUUGCAGUUGGAGUGGCUCGUGGAAUCCAAUAUCUCCAUCAGGGAUGUGACAUGCGAAUUUUGCAUUUUGACCUCAAACCUCACAACAUUCUUCUUGACGAAAAUUUUACUGCCAAGGUUUCUGAUUUUGGAUUAGCAAGGCUGUACCCAUUGGAUAAUAGCAUUGUGUCUUUGACUGCAGCAAGAGGAACCAUAGGAUACAUGGCUCCAGAGUUAUUCUACAAAAACAUUGGAGGUGUAUCAUACAAAGCGGAUGUGUAUAGUUUUGGUAUGUUAAUGUUGGAAAUGGCUGGUAGAAGGAAGAACUUGAAUGCAGCCAUAGAUCAUUCAAGCGAAUUUAGCCAUAUCUACUUUCCUACAUGGGUUUCUGAUCAAUUGAACCAAGGGAAGGAGAUCGAAAUAGGAGAUGCCACUGAAGAUGAAAUGAAAAUCAUAAAGAAGAUGAUCAUAGUGGCAUUGUGGUGCAUACAAAUGAAGCCUAUUGAACGCCCUUCAAUGAGCAAAGUAGUAGAAAUGCUUGAAGGAGAAAUUGAGAGCCUACAAAUACCUCCAAAGCCUUUCUUAUAUCCACAGCAAAUGCCAGUAAAUGAUGUUGAGGACAAUUUAAGUACUACAUGUGCAUCAAGAAUGACACAAUCUACAGAGAUCAAUUUGAGUGCAGAUGCAAAUUUAGUGAAUUUAUAUUUGUCAAUAAGUGGAUGUAAGGGCCGUGAAACUUCUCUAUAAAUUUGAUAGCAUAAAAACAUUAUUAGUUUGUUUUAAUGUAUGAACACCACUAAUUUUUCCUUCGAUUGCUGUCUUUCAUGGUAUGCA
Molecule: messenger RNA, 2391 nt
Organism: Rosa chinensis
Lineage: Eukaryota; Viridiplantae; Streptophyta; Magnoliopsida; Rosales; Rosaceae
Product: LEAF RUST 10 DISEASE-RESISTANCE LOCUS RECEPTOR-LIKE PROTEIN KINASE-like 2.5
Exons: 4
Coding region: 67-2304 (745 amino acids)
Biological process (GO): protein phosphorylation
Molecular function (GO): ATP binding; protein kinase activity; polysaccharide binding
Source: RefSeq, a predicted model, not a curated record